Molecule: messenger RNA, 2081 nt
Organism: Coccinella septempunctata (seven-spotted ladybird)
Lineage: Eukaryota; Metazoa; Arthropoda; Insecta; Coleoptera; Coccinellidae
Product: deoxyribodipyrimidine photo-lyase-like
Exons: 7
Coding region: 137-1831 (564 amino acids)
Biological process (GO): photoreactive repair
Molecular function (GO): deoxyribodipyrimidine photo-lyase activity
Source: RefSeq, a predicted model, not a curated record
UCUGUGGAUCAGAGGCAGGUUAUCUCUGAUUUGUGUUGUUGCUUGGUUUUGACAACCAAACACAACCAGUUUUGGCAGUUUUAUAAAAGACGAAAUUUCAUUCUCUAGAGUGUUGUUACUGUUGUUGCACAAGAAAAUGGCUCCUAACGUUUUGAAAGAUUUAGCUAAGGAAAUAUUUGCUAAGAACAUAGCUACACAAAGGAGUGAAGCUGGUAAAAGUAUCAAAGAAUUCAAAUUCAAGAAAGAUAGAUGUAGACUGCUUUCUAAAUAUGAAGAUCUAAGGGAAGAUAGCAAAGGAAUAAUUUAUUGGAUGAGCAGGGAAUCUAGAGUUAACGAUAACUGGGCUCUCCUUUUCGCCCAAAAGUUAUGUUUUAAAUAUGAGGUACCUCUACAUGUAUGUUUUUUUUUGGACGAUUACAAAGAACUCUAUCCAACUACAAGACAAGCUGGAUUUUUGCGUAAAGGACUCGAACAUGUUAGGAAGGACUUGGAGAAGUUAAAUAUUCCAUUUUAUUUAUUGAAGAAAUCUCCUCUAGAAUUGGUUGAUAUAAUUCAGGCUAAUGAUAUUGGAUGUUUGGUGUGCGAUUUCUUUCCUCUUAGGAUUGUCACAAACUGGCAGGAAAAACUGAAAGAAUUAUUGCCUAGCAACGUAGCUAUUGUUCAGGUAGAUGCCCACAAUAUUGUACCCUGUUGGAUUGCUUCUGAUAAACUUGAAAGGGCAGCAAGAUCCAUUCGUCCCAAAAUAUUAAAACAACUUCCUACUUACCUCACUGAAUUCCCUGCAGUGAGCAAACAAAAGGAGAAGAAAGAACUGGUGAUCAAACCAGGCUUAGAGUGGUCCAAAAAUGACAAAUUAGAUAUUGAGUUUGUUGAAGAAAUAACUUGGGCUGAACCUGGCGAAGAAGGUGGUAUCGAGAUGCUGAGAACCUUCCUUUUAGAACGGUUACAAUACUAUGGUAUCAGUAGCAAUGAACCUUCAAAAAAACAUCAAUCUAAUCUGUCUCCAUGGUUGCAUUUUGGUCAGAUAUCUGCUCAGAGGAUUGCAUUGGAGGUAUCUAAACUGAAGAAAACAUGGACUACUCAAUGCGAGAGAUUCUUAGAAGAAGCUAUCAUAAGGAAAGAAAUAUGUGAUAAUUUUUGCCUGUACAACCCUAAUUAUGACAGUUUCGAAGGGGCUGAUAAAUGGGCUAAAGAAACUUUGAACCUGCAUAGGGACGAUAAAAGAGAUUUUCUUUAUACGCCUGAACAGUUUGAGAACUGUUUAACACAUGAUCCAAUAUGGAAUUCCGCACAGUUUCAGUUAGUUACAGAGGGAAAACUUCAAGGAUAUAUGAGAAUGUAUUGGUGUAAGAAGAUAUUGGAGUGGACAGAAUCUCCAGAGAAAGCAAUUAAAACAGCCUUAUGGUUGAAUGACAAAUACAGCAUCGACGGAAGUGAUCCUAACGGCUUUGUUGGUGUCAUGUGGUCCAUAUGUGGUAUUCAUGACCAGGGUUUCAAAGAGAGGCCUGUGUUUGGUAAGAUACGUUUUAUGGUGGACUACAGUCUGAGCAGAAAAUAUGACAUCAAAACUUAUUGUGCAAAAUAUAGACCAAACGCUAAAGUAUCUGGAAACAUCACAAAGUAUUUACAGACCUCAAAUAAAAAGAAUGAGGACAAGGAAUGUGAUAGCAAGAGUCCAAACAAAACAGAAGGAAAAAAUGGAAAGAAUAAGGAAACUGAAACAGAGGACAAGGUUAAACCAGCAAAACAAUCUUCAGAUAAAAGUUGUGGCAAAAAGAGGACAGUAAAGAGUGAAACUCAUGAAGAGUCGAAGAAAAAGAGGAAGGUUUAAGUGCCUGAAAUUGAACCAACAUUAAAUACACCCUACACACACUCAAAGCUUUAAAUGUUACUAGAUAAACAGACAUAUGAAAGAGUCAAAUGAACUUGGACAUUGAAGAGUCCUUGUCAAGCUAAACAUAUGUUUAUGCCUACAUAAAAUUUUCAUAAAAGUUUUCUCAUUAAUGCUCUCUACCUCAAAAUUUUUAAAUGUUGAUAGUUUUAUUUUGAUAUUGUGUUUGAUAAUAAAUACUUUUUUAAAA